GUCCUACCGGAUAAAGUUCAGCCGGGUGUUACCUGAUCCGUCGCCGUCAUGGGUCGCGUGUCGGCGGGUAAUAGACACCGAGCCUCCCCGGGGUCGUUCUGUCGUCCAGCUGUACCGCACCAAGACGCCGCCUGCCUCGUCUCCCUUCUUAAAUUGUCGAGUCACUCAGCGUACCCACUCAAACUUGUCAGCCGGCGACAUGCUGUCCUUCGCCGGUCUCGCGGCCACCGUGGCGGCAGCUAGCGUUUACCUCUACGUGCUCUCCACUCACCUCCCGCCGGCGGCUGAAUACCUGCAGCCGGCCUCGCCUGGGGAGCCAGAGCCUGAGCCCCAUUAUUACAAACUUAAGUUCCCAUCGGAUCUCGAUGAACUUCGGGAGCUUGCCGAAAUGCUCAAGUUCUACAAACAGGAGCACCAUGGCUACGUUCUGCUGCUUUUUUGCAGCGCUUACCUCUACAAGCAGUCCUUUGCCAUUCCUGGUUCCUCCUUCCUGAACAUGUUAGCCGGCGCCAUUUUCGGACCUUGGGAGGGCCUGGUUCUUGCGUGCCUUCUGACCACCACCGGCUCCACAUUCUGCUACCUGCUGUCGUCCGCCUUUGGGAAGCAGCACGUGGUCCGCAUCUUCCCGGACAAAGUGGCGCUACUACAAAGCAAGGUAGAAGAAAACCGUAGCAGCUUAUUCUUUUUCCUCCUUUUCCUGCGCUUCUUUCCCAUGACCCCUAACUGGUUCCUUAACAUCACCUGUCCUGUCCUCAACAUCCCCAUGCCCAUCUUCUUCUUCUCAGUCUUCAUCGGUUUGAUACCUUACAACUUCAUCUGCGUGCGCACGGGCGCCAUCCUUUCCGAGAUCCACUCACUGGAUGACAUCUUCUCAUGGGCCACACUGGCCCAGCUGCUGGCUAUCGCGCUUGUGGCGCUGGUGCCGGGCGCGCUCAUCAAGCGUUACGGUCAAACUCACCUCAAGGUGGAGGGAAUGGACGCCACGCAGGACACCGAUUGGAAGAGGCGAUGACCAAAGUAAGACGAGGACUUUUAAAACUGUAGGUCGCAAGCCUUGACGUCUCUGUGAACAGAAAGCGGUGCCAUUGACAGCAAAUUAUUAUUUUAAUUACAUCUGUUUGCUUGCUCAACAAACAUUUUUUAUUUUACGUUGUUUUUUUUACGUCCUGUGAAGCACUUAAAUGUCUUAAUACUAAGAUAUUUUUUGAGUAACACAUUUGUGUGUCUCUGAGGAUGAGAUUUUCAACUUUUCUUCUUUGACCAAAUUUUGUAAACAUGUCGAACAAAUGGUACUGUCUUGUCCUUUUUUUUUUUUUUUUUUUUAAAUUUCUGUCAAGAAAAAUGCACAAUAAACAGCACUUUUUGAAACCUUUUUAAUUUUUUGGUACACUUUGUACACACGUCAUGCACACGUGCACUCUUUUCACAUGGGUGGAGAUUACAUGUGCAAUUAGUAAACAUAAUGUAAAGAUGCACAAUGAUAUUUGUUUACAGAGAUAAAUAUGGUCGUGAGGAUAUGUGCCAUUUUUUAAAACACUGACUUGGAUUAAAAUCCCAAAAUAAAUAAAGACAUUUCAAUCAUCUUUUUUGUCACAGUUCAUGAAAGUAAUUAGCAGCAACUCAACAGGAGGAAGUCGGAUGCACACUAGUUCCAGUAAUACAGUGCUUUCAACAAAAUUUGGAACAAGAGCAGAAACUGAA
Messenger RNA from Corythoichthys intestinalis (scribbled pipefish), 1701 nucleotides. RefSeq names its product transmembrane protein 41A-B-like. The coding region runs from base 200 to 1012 and encodes 270 amino acids. The record is from RefSeq and is a predicted model, not a curated record. Lineage: Eukaryota; Metazoa; Chordata; Actinopteri; Syngnathiformes; Syngnathidae. The transcript is spliced from 5 exons.